AGAAUACUUCCUACUUAGCUUCCUGAACUUCUUCUUCUCUAUCUCAAUUUCUCAGUUUCUCAAUUAAUCUUGUUAUGAAUCAAUCACUCUUGCUCAGAUCAUAACAAUUGGUAUCAGAGCACAUAUACGAUCAUACUAAUGACAAAAAUGAGCAAUACAGAUCGUCUUAAUUACUCAGCUCGAAUUGGAGUUCGCUAAUAUACGAACUAAUAUGGAGAGGAUGAACGAAGCUCAGAGAAAUGACCUAACUCGCAUGUCGGAAUCAUAGGAGAAGCGCUUUGAAGAAAUCCUAGCAUCAGUAAAAGGAACCAGUUCAUCUCAACACAUCGAGCAUGAAGUCAGGCCUCAAACUUUUGGAAUACUAUCUACACCCUGAAAAUAUACAGGUAUUAAGCUGGAUUUUCCUCAGUGUAAUGGUGAAAAUGCAAGAGGAUGGGUUAGAAAAUGUCAGCGUUAUUUCUUGAUUCAUAAUAUGUCCAAUUAUGAAAAGAUAGUAUUGGUAGGGAUGUAUGUUGAAGGGAAUGUUGAACACUGGUAUAUGGAUAUGAUUGCUGGCAGGGAAGCAAUGAGUUGGGAUACCUUUGUAAAACUGUUUCUUGACAGAUUCUCCAAAGACAAUGAAAUAAUUGGGGAAUUUAACAAAUUGAGGCAAAAAGGUGGAGUGGAGGAUUAUAUUGAUAAAUUUUCUGAACUUAAAUCUUUCAUGUUACAAAGAAAUAAGUUCUUGGAUGAUUUCUAUUUCCUGAAAAGCUUCCUGAGUGGUUUGAAAGAAGAAAUAAGGCAUAUAGUUGAAAUUGUGGAUCCUGAAAACCUGGAACAGGCCUUUAUGGUUGCCAAGAAACAAGAAUCUUUGCUAGAAGCAGUAGGAAGAACUGGGAGAAUAGCCUUUAAAAGUGGAACCAGAUUUGGAACUGAAAAUAAAGUGAUAAACCAUGUGGAAAAAUCAUUACCUGUUAAAAGAUUGAAUAAAGAAGAAUUGGAUGAACUAUACACAGUAGGGCAUAAAUGCAAAAAGAUAUUUGCCAUUCUACUUCCAGAACAUGAAGAUUGUUCAAGUGUUCCAAUAGAUGAUGGUGAUAGUGAGGAGGAAGUCAGUUUUGGAGUAUCAAUGCAUGCUCUGAAAGGUCAGGUGCCUACUGAUACUAUCAAAUUGAUAGGGAAUGUUAAGAAUAAUAAUCUAACCAUACUUGUGGACUCUGGGAGUACACACAGCUUCAUAGACCAUGGAGCAGCUAAGAAGAUUAAUUGUGAGGUUGAGAUUACUAAUCCUUUACAAGUGACAGUAGCAGGAGGAGGGCAGAUUGAGUGUAACUCCAAAUGUCCUAGAUUAGAAUGGGAAAUGGCAAGACAUUGUUUUGCAGCAAGUGUCGGGAUUUUUCCCUUAGGGGGUUAUGACAUGGUAAUGGGAGUGGACCUAAUGAGGAAAUUAGGACCUAUUAUGCUGGAUUAUGACUACCAUACCAUCACUUUUGAUCAUAAAGGACAAAGAGUUGUAGUACCGGGCAUUCAACCAGAUAUUUCAGUUAAAAUGAUCACAGGAAGAAAGAUGAAUAAUCUAUUGAAGAAGAGACAUGGAACCAUAUUCAAUGCCUCAGUAUGUUGACAACAUCUGUAACUAAAACUGAAGAUCACAAGGAAGUAAAGUUGGAACAGAUUAUCAUCAACUAGCAAGACAUUUUUCAAGAGCCCACUGAGUUACCCCCCUCAAGAACCUGUGAACAUCAACAAAGAAAUGCAGACAUAACAAAGAUUAUAAUGGAUUGACAGUUGUUUCAUAACAAAGAAAUGCAGACAUUUUAGUAGUCAUUUUUCUGUAUUCCAUCAUAUUUCCAAGCCAAAAAAAUAGUGAGACUUUGACUCUAUUGCAAAUGAUGAAAAGAUCGUUUUGUUUUGUGCAUGAUAAAUUGGGAAAUUAAUACACAUGUAUACAUUAUAUUAUAAUGUUGUUAACGGUUAAGGCACUAGUUUAUUUGGAGAAUCUUUACAAUAAAAAGAGAUUCAUUCCUCAUAAAUCUCUAGUAUAUUACUCCCUGAGUCCCAAAUUGUAAGAUACAUUUAC
Molecule: messenger RNA, 2059 nt
Organism: Cuscuta epithymum
Lineage: Eukaryota; Viridiplantae; Streptophyta; Magnoliopsida; Solanales; Convolvulaceae
Source: the annotation of a GenBank genome assembly